Molecule: messenger RNA, 1708 nt
Organism: Aedes aegypti (yellow fever mosquito)
Lineage: Eukaryota; Metazoa; Arthropoda; Insecta; Diptera; Culicidae
Exons: 1
Coding region: 47-1639 (530 amino acids)
Source: RefSeq, a predicted model, not a curated record
CUCGUCCAAUUCAGUCUCACAUCAGUUUAGCAGAAAAUCAACUAAAAUGUUGAGACUAGCCGUAUUUUCCCUUCUGCUAAUCGCAUCGGUUCUUUCCGAGCCGAAACCCGAUCUAACAGUUCCAGUCACCAUCACCGGUGUCUCUACCGGAAGUCUGGACACAAAUGGCAACAUCGUCGCCAACGUUGAUCGCAUCUUGGCCACAUUGAAUCAGUUCCAAUCGAUCGUCCAAAGUCUGUACUUCAUCAAAUCGCCGGAGUAUGCUGAGGCAGCCGAUAACUUCCGCUACGUGAUGGACAGUUUGGUCGAAGCCGGAAGUCCCAUUUUCCAAGGCUUAUCUAAUGUGGCACGGAUAUCGUCUGGAGACGUUGGAAGAGCCUUCAAAGGAAUCCGCGACGACAUCUCAUACGCCGUAGAUCUUCAUGAAGAGCAUAUAUCUCUGGUUGAUGCAUCACGUGGUGUUCUUGGCAAUGCUACAGCGGAUUACUUCGAAGGUUUGCUCGGCAAGCUGGUUGGCAACUUGAUGAACAUUACCGAACUGUUAAACAACAUCCAGAGUGCGGUUGUUCAGAUACAGCAGGUGAACCCCAGAAAUCAAGCUGCGGUCAAUGCCCUUCUACCAAACAGUGAUAUCAAAGCGCUGAAUGCCGUACUAAGACAAUACAUUCAGAUUGGUGACGCUGCCAUUCCGGAGAUCCGAUCGGUUGUCAGUAGAGUACAGACUGUAGAUAAUUUUAAAUCACGUAUAAGCUCCGUAUUCGAGCAGUACCGUCAAAGUCUGGAUACAUACGUCAAUCGCACAACUGACCCGUACCUGCAGUCCAAUGUGAUCAACGCUCUCGUGAAUGGCUUGGCAAACCUUCGGAACCAACUCGUCGAAAGAACUACCAAGGAUGCCGUCGCAGUGGCCAAUCUCUUAUUCGACAGCAAUACUUUACUGAGCGAAGCUGCCAAUAAAACGGUUCCUGUUCUUCAGGCUCUUGCUGUCAAUAUAACUUCUAACAUCGAUGCCCUUCAGAGGCGCGUUAGGACUUUACGGGUUGCCACGGAUCUACCUUACGAAGUUAUGAACAUGACUGAAAACACGUUGAAUGCGGCCAUUCGUGAGGCUUCUUUGGCCAUGACCCAGAGAGUCAACAGAUCGGAUAGCUGCUUUGCACAGGUCAAUUACUUAUUCGAUUCGAUCCCUCGGAAUGUCUACUCGUCUCUGUACAACUGUCUGUAUACUACGGGAUCCGAUUUGGCAUCGAUGGCAUCCACGAUGAACUUUGCCACUGGGUUCACCCGGACCGAUGUCAGUUACGAACUCUCGGCGAUAGAGGGAUGCGUCAACAUGAUCACUCAAUAUUCUACCGAUAUGACAAAAUACCAAGCGGCUACUUGUUUGAACGAGGCUCGAAACUUCCUGGCUGGUCGACAGGUUUACGUCCAGCAGAUAGCGAACUACCAGAAGUUGUUGGAAAACGAAGUGUCGUACAGUGCUGGGCGAUACGAUUUCUGUCUGGUGAACUCGCUGCGACAAGGUCAAACCAUGCUCAACUAUCUGCGGGGAACAUUUGGACGAUGCAUUGGUAGCGCCCCUGCCGUCACUCCGUACAAGUUUAGAAUAGGCGGCAAGGUCACUAUCAGAUUCGGCUAACAACCAACGAUCUAGUUAUCCAUUUUUUUAUAUGGCUACGACCAAUGAAUAGAGUAAAAUAGCAACCCA